Molecule: messenger RNA, 1884 nt
Organism: Pocillopora damicornis (cauliflower coral)
Lineage: Eukaryota; Metazoa; Cnidaria; Anthozoa; Scleractinia; Pocilloporidae
Product: acid-sensing ion channel 2
Biological process (GO): sodium ion transmembrane transport
Cellular component (GO): plasma membrane
Molecular function (GO): ligand-gated sodium channel activity
Source: RefSeq, a predicted model, not a curated record
AUGAGUACAAAGUGGCGAGAGUUCGCAUCAAAUACUACAGUACAUGGCCUCCGCUAUGUGUACGAAAGCCCUUCCAGAGUUCUCCGCUUUGUGUGGUUAAUUCUUCUGUUACUAUCUAUAGCGUGGUAUCUGUUCUUCGCGCAACAGAGUAUAGCUCUCUACUUUUCCCGACCGGUAAACAUCGAAUACACCGAGGUUGUUCCGGAGAGCGGAAACCUUACCUUCCCUGCUGUAACGAUUUGCAAUUUAAACCGUUUCGUCAAAAGGAAAAUCUAUAUGCCUUACGACGAGGAAGACUUUCACAAAUUGGGUCUAAAUCUCUCUUCUUGCGCAGCCGUCAGGAAGGUCAUCACUAACAUGACUUGCGGACAAGCCUUAUUAUGUUCCCACGAAAGGUAUGGGGUCGAAGUUAUAGAGGACUGCAACAAAACCAAGAAGCGAAUUGUUGAUGCUCUUAACAGCACCAAGGAAGCAGUGUUUAACCCGGAAAAGUUCUUGGGUGCUUACGGACAUGAAUUUGAAGAAAUGUUUACGUAUUACUGUACUUUUGCAACAAAGGAGGAGUGUAAAUCAGCAGAUUUCUUUCCUAAUUUGAUUCAAGGUGGCCGUUGCUUCACCUUUAACUCAGGAGAAAAUGGAACAAUAGUCCGUAACACAAGUGUCGCAGGAUCUUCUGGCGGCCUAGCUGUCGUUUUGGACGUUCGAACGGAUGAAGUUACCAUCAGUGAGUUCUCUCGUGGGUUGAGAGUGAUCAUUCAUGAACAAGGAGAGUACUUAAGCAUGGACCAUCAUGGAUUUAACGUUUUUCCAGGUUCACAUACUUUGGUCCGUGUAACUGCCAUACAGGGACACCGUCUCAAAUCUCCAUACAAAACAAACUGCACAGAGCGAGUACUUCCUGGAAUACCUCACUACAGUAGGGACGCCUGCAUCAUACAAUGUCUUGCCAACAAGACCGUGGAAAUGUGCGGAUGUAAGCUGGUUGGAGUACCACUUCCUUCAAGGGCUCCAGUCUGCACGUUCCAACACCAAUAUUGCUUCACUAAGACUAGAGAGUCAUUCAAUGCGUAUCACUGUUUCUGCGGGUUGCCUUGCCAAGAAGUUGAUUACAGGAUCCAAGUGUCUACCUCUGAAUUCCCGGACCACGGUGCUGCAAAAAUACUUCAUCAACGAUAUGGCUAUAAUAAAAGCAUGGAAUAUCAGAGGAAAAACCUGGUUUUCCUUCAAAUUGGGUUCCAGUACCAAGGGUACACAGUCAUGGAAGAAAGAGCAAGUUAUGGUAUUGAGAGCCUCUUAGGUGAUCUUGGAGGCAAUAUGGGACUAUUUUUGGGCUGUAGCAUAUUGACAUUGUUUGAGUUUGGAGAUUUGUUGUGGAAAAUCUUGAAGUUCAAGGAGAACCGAGUUAAAAAAAUAGACUCUGCAGGAAGGGAAAAAUCUGAAACAGAGUGAAAUGAAAGGAGAAUGCAUUGACCAAGAAUUUCACACAGCUUGGUUACUAUUUUAAAACUCUUCAUUAUACCAACACUUUGAAAUUGGUUUCCCUAUCAAAUUUUUGUCAUUUGGCCGUUUCAGUGAUUAUUGUAUGCUUAAAGUUAUUUUCUGGUGAUUAUCCAAAGUAUCAUUCACACAAAUGAAUUCCAAAAGUCUCACAACAUAAUUUUUGUUUGUAGCAGGCCGGGCUUAUGCCUCAGACACGAGGGACUUACAUUCAAAAUAUCACGGCCUAUUAGCACAAAGAGAAUACGGCGAAUCUCCCUUUUGGCUCAGAUUACUUAUUUCAGUCCAGACCCGUGCACGCGCUGCAAGGUUAUAAACGGUGUAAUGUAUUGGUGAUAAGCUAUGUCAACGGGGUUGAGCAUGCGCUGAUCGUGAAAGAGUCUUCAA